UGGCUCCAGGCGGCCCCGUCACAUCCGCUGGCCGGAGCCCCGUGGGGAAGUUUCUUGGCGCUUGUUCCCAGCCCAAACUCUUGGGUCCCGCCGCUGCGCGCGGAGCGCCCCCCGGGCUCUGGCGGGGGCAGCGGUGGGGCGCCGGGGUGCGAGAUGAAGCCGGGGCGUGGGGAAGCCGGAGCCGCCCUCCUCCUCCCCCUCCUCCUCCCGCUCCCCAGCUGCUGCAGCCCCGCGGCCAGGCGGCUGCUCUCUCCUGCCUGAGCCGCCGAGCGUCCCGCUGCCGCCGGGAUGGGGACGCUGCCCGCGGCUCCCUGCCUCCUGCUGCUCCUGGCUGGCGCUGCCGGGCUGGGCCGGCCUCGCUUCUCCUUCCCCCUGCGGGUGUCUCCGCCGGCCGCCCCGGGGAACGGCUCCGGGAGCAGCCGCCAGCUGGCCCCCCUCGGCGAGGCGGACGGCUUGGCCUUGGCCUCGGAGCCCGGGGCCGCCGUCAGCUUCUUGGCCAUGGUGGAGAAUCUGCAGGGAGACUCCGGCCGGGGCUACUACCUGGAGAUGCUGAUCGGGACCCCGCCGCAGAAGUUAAAUAUUCUGGUUGACACUGGAAGCAGUAAUUUUGCAGUCGCAGGUGCCCCAAACCCUGAUGUAACAUUGUACUUCAAUACAAAGGAGUCAAGUACAUAUAAGUCACAAGGCACUGAUGUCACUGUUCGGUAUACUCAAGGAAGUUGGACUGGAGUGCUUGGCACUGAUGUCAUUACUAUUCCAAAGGGAAUCAAUGGCACUUACACUGUCAACAUUGCUACCAUUCUGGACUCAGAGAAUUUCUUUUUACCGGGGAUUAAAUGGCAUGGAAUCCUUGGACUUGCUUAUGAUGCCUUAGCCAAGCCGUCAAGUUCUGUGGGGACAUUCUUUGAUUCCCUUGUGAGUCAAGCGGAGAUUCCCAACGUUUUCUCCCUGCAGAUGUGUGGAGCUGGAAGGCCUGUUUCUGGAAGUGGUACCAACGGAGGUAGUCUUAUCAUGGGUGGAAUUGAACCAAGUUUGUACAAGGGUGAUAUCUGGUACACACCUAUAAAGGAGGAGUGGUAUUACCAGAUUGAAAUUCUCAAACUGGAAGUUGGAGGCCAGAACCUUAACCUGGACUGCAGAGAGUAUAAUGCGGACAAAGCAAUAGUAGACAGUGGCACCACUCUCCUCCGCCUGCCCCAGAAAGUCUUCAAUGCUGUGGUCGAAGCAAUUGUGCACACAUCUUUGAUCCAAACAUUCUCCUCUGGAUUCUGGACUGGUUCCCAGCUUGCAUGCUGGGAUAAAACCAAAACACCAUUUUCCUUAUUUCCUAAACUUUCUAUCUACCUGAGAGAUGAAAACUCUAGCAGAUCAUUUCGGAUCACUAUCCUACCACAGCUUUAUAUUCAACCCAUCCUUGGGAUUGGACAGAAUUUAGAAUGCUACCGGUUUGGCAUCUCUUCGUCCACCAGUGCCCUGGUUAUUGGUGCUACAGUUAUGGAGGGCUUCUAUGUUAUCUUUGACAGGGCUCAGAAGAGAGUGGGCUUUGCAGUUAGUCCAUGCGCAGAAGUUGGUGGCUCUCCAGUAUCUGAGAUUGAAGGCCCUUUCACCACAUCAGAUAUAGCAAGCAACUGUGUCGCCAAGAUAACCUUCCAUGAACCGAUGUUGUGGAUUAUCUCUUAUGCUCUCAUGAGUUUAUGCGGAAUCAUCCUCCUUGUCUUGAUAAUCUUUCUGCUUCUUCCACCUCGCUGUCAGCAUUGCUUCACUGACAAUGAUGUAGUCAAUGACGAGUCAUCGUUAGUGCGUCAUCGAUGGAAAUGAGGAACUUGAUCAAAGUCAAAGAACCUUGGAUUCUCUUAACACAAUUAAGGAUAAAGUUUCCAACCAUGGAGAGAAAGCCAAGGCCUUCUUCCAUAUACAUUAAUCUCAAAUCACUGUUCUACUGCUGGAUACUCUGCAGGCAUAUUGCAUCAUAACUUUUACGCUUUAUUUUCUAACACUGAUUCUGACCAAAACAUUAUAACCUUACUCAAGUGCUACCUUACUGGUUCUGCUCCUCAAUAGCACAGCUGAACCUUUAAGAUCUCAGUAGUGCUUUUAAAAACAAAAACAACCAAAAAAACCCAACAUUGUGAUGUUCUUCCAUCAGAUGCACAAUGUUACUCAUCCCUUCCUCACAAGAAGAAAAGAACUGUCAAGUUUCUAAUCUUAAUCAAGCCUUGAAUAUAGAAAGAAAAAAGACCAUAAGUUUUAUUGAUUUUUCUUAUUAAUCACAUUAAAGAAAUACUAUUUUCUGUUUACAGCAAUUCAUUUUCAAACAGUGCUCACAGCGCGGGGGAGAGGGAAAGGUGAGUCUUGUGCAGCAGAUGGAAGAAAGUCAGGUCAAGAAGAAAUUUUAUUUUAUUUUCCAAGAAAAUAAACUGCUGACAUUUGAAUGGGUCUCCCUUUGUAGGCCAUCCUUCCUAAAUAGAUUGAAGAGGAAAAAUGGGAAACCAAAACUACUCAGCUUUAGUGUAAAACAAGACUACCUCUGUUAAUUUAUAAGGAUACUUACUCUUGGUAAGUGUGGCGCACAUAAAACUGCUCUUAAACCACUAGAAAUCUCUUACCACAAGAUGCAUUUUCUUGACUCCCAAAUAGUUAUUGCUUAAUCCUCCUUUUAUAAAAUAGUUUUUCACUUAAACACGUUAAGGUAUGUCAGCUUAGCUCUGGCAUGUCCAUCUUGGUGAAAAAUAUAUUGACGCUGAGCGGUGGGAAUGCUAGGUAAGAGACUGAAAAGUACUGGUCCAGUAAUCCUAAAAAUUAUAUUAAAAAUAAAAAACCACUCUGGACCAGAUUAUUAUCUCAGUUGUACAAGCAUAAAUCUGGAGUUUAACGGAGAUCAGAAUUUGACCCUUUCUUUAAAUAUUGAUGAGUAUUUUCUUAUAGCUAGUAAGCCAGUGUUGCAGUAGCUCAACCUUGCUUUUCUUCGUAAAGUUCUUGCUCAGUCAAUGGGGUGGCGGGGGGAGGGAAGGGAGGGAGGAACAGUGCUAGGCUUAGAAAUUCAAUUAUAGUUACACUUUUUAAACACGACCUACAUUUUGUGUCCUGGCUAAAAGUGCCUCUUACGGUGUUUUAUUAUAGUUUCAGAUUGCUGGGUUGUCUGAGGAAAUAGCUGGAGUUUGUUUAUACAUCUGAAAAUGCUUUUCUUGGAACUAGGAGUAGGAAAUUUCUGCAUAGGUCUUGUUUUGGUUUUUUUCUUCUUCUGGCCUUAUAAAAAAUCUAUACCAAGAAAUGUAAAAAUCUGCAUAGCAAGAAUGAAAAAAAUGUGUUAGAAUUAGGCUUAUUUUCAUAGAUUUUUAUCCCGAUGAUAUUUCUCACUAUAAAUCCACACAACUUCCCUUUUAUUAUUGUUAAAAAAUAGACUUUUUUUUCCUUUCUCAGUUCUAAUAUGAAGAUGACUGAAAUCAUGCGAAGAAAGCACCAUCUUUGUUUCCUCAUGUGAGCUGGGUGACUUGAGUUUUUUUCUUUCACAUAUCAUGUCAUUUCUGUUCCAUAGUGCACUUUCAGAUUAAGUUUGGAUUUUUCUUUUCUUGCAGAAAAGGAGAAUAAAAUGCAAUGCACCUGAUUUUCUGAAGUCCUGAGCUCCCACCACUCCUAUUGUCUUCACAUGGCACUGGGGUGCUCAGAACUUUCGAAAAUGUGGCCCUGAGUUUCUUUAUAAUUGAAGGUUCAUACCAUUGAAACAAAUUUGCAUUAGGAGCAUUGAGUUGAAACAUAAAAAGAAAGUUCCUUUUUGAGUUUUAACGAAAGUUUUUGCUUUGGAAAGAAUGGUGUUUCUAGUUCUUUAAUCCAAUUCCAUUCAGUCCUCCUGAGUUUGGCUUGGCACAUAGGAAUGUGACUGAAAAUAAUCUUUUUGGUUUUUGUUAAAGAAAUAUGUUUAAUACUCUUGUCAUAUUUUGUUUUAAAUUAAAAUAUUUUUGACUUUUUGUACAGAAUCUGGAUUAAUAGUACAGGGGAGAAUGGAACCAUCUUUAUUACUUUUGAAGGGGAAAAACUGCAUACCCUUGAAAUAUUUUCACUUUAGCUUUCUGAUUACUGAAGAAGAUCUUAAGCAAAUUAUUGGACAAAAUUAUUGGUAUACUUUGUAUUGACAAGUCAGUUCUCUCCAGAGUAGUUCAAUAAAGUAUUUUUAAUGUACUGUAUUUCAUAUAAAAGCCCUUCUGUUUGUUUCAUUUUAAAUGUCAUCAGUCAAGAUAUUUUAAUAGAAAUACUUGAAUUACAUAAGCAAUAAUCCAGUAACAGAAAUUAAAUAGGCGGUAAUACAGUGUGAGUUUUCACGGCAUCCCUUGCCACUAAAAAUCUGGCUUAUGUUAAAGUGCUGUUAGUUACAUCCGCUAGCCGAACAAACUUUCUCAGCUACUAAAUUGAUACUCACCAUGGCAGAUAUUCAGGUGGGUAUUGUUUUGUUGCUCUGGCAACUCUUACAGGUUUCAAUUGUUAGCCAGCAGCACAUUACGAAAAUAAUGCACUUGAGCGUUUUUCUAUGAAAGAUGAAGCUCAAUGGGAUAAACUAAAAUCUUAUGAAGUGUUUCUUAUUCAGGAGGAUUUUUUUUCCAGUUUUGAAAUAGUGCUAUAAGGUAUCUGAUACUCCUGUUGAUUUAUUUCAGGGAUAUUCAUAGAUUUUUAAACCAUGCCUUCAAAAACAAGGUUAUAGGGGAAAAUAGGUAUUGAUUUUCAAGACAGUUUGUCACUUUUAAAAAAAUAAACAAAUGUACCCCAAACGAAGGGGUAAUAGACCAAUAUAUCCCAAUGCUAAUAUAACCAUAGUAGUUUCUGAUGCAAUGCAGUCCCAAUUUUAACAUUAAAUUUAUUUACCAGGCAAAUGUGGAAAAGUCAUAGUUCAUUGCACAGAGCUUCUUUAAUCAUUAAUAAAAUUUAGCUGUUUCCUAAUUAAUUUGAUGUGCCAUUGAUUUCACUUCAUGCUGGAAUUCAAGCUGCAGCAAGGGAAAACAAUAAUUCUGUCUUUACUGUUCUGUUGCUCCAAGUUCAAUUUCAGGGAUCUUAUUUUGGGCUAACUUGCUCAACUCAGGCAGUGACAAGAACAGAUAAAUAUGAUUUUGAAAGUAUUUUUUUAUAUAUUGUAAUGAAGUUGAGCUGACUGCUAAUGUUAAUUAAAUAGCCUACACUUAGCAUCCUUCUGCUAUAGAUCUUGAACUUACUUAAAUCACACUGAUUUAUCAGUCAUUAACAUUCCAGUUCUGAGCUUUGCCUUUGUGUAGAUUAAUAGAUAGUAAAUCACAGACUCCUCAGAACUAAGAAUCUGUAUGUCUUUUUAAGAAAGAAACACUAACUUCUUAACAAUAUUCUUAUCUUUAUUAGUUGAAAGCCAGUAAUUGAGUAGAAUCCUAAGCUGUUUUCUUUAUAAGAGUGGAAGUCUUCCUUGGUAUUGAUUGCAGGGUACAUUAUUUUGGUAGUAGGUAGUUUGUGUUGUCUGUGCGUGAAAAUCCCUGGUGCACCUAUCCCAACAGCGUAGCAAUUCUACGUAGGAUUUGCUAAAUACAAGAGACUAGAUUCUAUGGCUCAGAGGUCAUCCAGAAUGAUUGUUCCAUUGAAGUGAUUUUUGAUUUCUUUAAUGGUCCCAAUACGAGUCUUCCAAUUCUGACAUCAGCUUUGCCAGCAUGAAGAAGCUUGGAAAGGUAACCUGUAGAAAUGAGUGUGAAAGUAAAUGAAAUAUGUGUAAAUCAGAAAAGUAAGCUGCCCAUAAUUUGUAAUUGUUUCUAUUGUAAAACAGUUUAAAAUCUACAGAAUUGGCAUUCUUUACAUGAAUUUCAGGUACAAUUUGCCAAAAUAUUACAAAUGAUUAUAGAUUACUUUAUGCCUCCUAUAGGUUCAAGUUAAGUCAGACUCUACUCCUGGACUGUUGCAGGCGCUGGUUUUAUAACCAUUGACAUUCUUGCUGCUGUUUGACUAUCAUAAGCGAGUUAGGUUGUAUCCCAUUAUCAUCCUCCCAUCUCUUGAGCUUCUCAGAGUAACUUCCUUCAUAUCUAGGCUAGGCUCGUAAUGGUCCCAGGUCUUACGACUGCCUAAUGGCUCUUAAGUGACAUAAUUCACUGCUCUGAAAUUAACUGAUGGUCUCAGCUCGGCUUAUAUAGGAAAGGGAGCCAUAUUGCAAAAACCUCUGUUGCAACUGGCGCUGACAGGCAGAGAGACUAAGGAUUCGUUGAAAUGGAUUAGUUUUGUAAAAUAGUAUGCGAAGAGACUGUACUCUGCACCUACUAAAAGACUGAUCACAGCUGAAGCAUGUUUGUUUGGCAGGGCAGAAUAGAAAAGCUUGCGUUGCUGCUGCUCUGGCUUUACCUCUGCUGUGGCUACUUAGAUCUUAGUUCACAGUCUGGCACCUUCUGUGAGAAUUCACUUGUAGGUAUGUUUUCAAAAAUAAGACUAUCCUAAAGAACCUCUCUCAUGUUCUUCACGUCAGAGUGGAUGCAUAAUUCUCAUUAACAAGUGUAAUGAUUCCAGACUGGAAUCUCAAAGCACCCACUACAUAGUUUUUCCCGCAUUCUGAUUGCGGAUAACCUUGUUUUUCUGCAUUGCUGAUGAAACUAGGUUCUUAUAUAUAUUUUAAAUAUAUUAAAUAUUCAUUACUACUUGCAUAGCUUCACAAAUAUUUAAACUUUUUUUUUUCUUUUCAUUGUUAAUUCAGCAUGGUUGGCUCUCUAGUGUUAGGCAGACAGUUUAUAUUGCGACAAAAAAUG
Messenger RNA from Caretta caretta (loggerhead turtle), 6734 nucleotides. RefSeq names its product beta-secretase 2 (gene BACE2). NCBI's taxonomy places the organism in Eukaryota, Metazoa, Chordata, Testudines, Cheloniidae. The record is from RefSeq and is a predicted model, not a curated record. Gene Ontology annotation, molecular function: aspartic-type endopeptidase activity. Gene Ontology annotation, biological process: membrane protein ectodomain proteolysis; amyloid-beta metabolic process. Gene Ontology annotation, cellular component: trans-Golgi network; plasma membrane; endosome.